Messenger RNA from Stegastes partitus (bicolor damselfish), 7291 nucleotides. RefSeq names its product Rho GTPase activating protein 31 (gene arhgap31). NCBI's taxonomy places the organism in Eukaryota, Metazoa, Chordata, Actinopteri, Pomacentridae. The record is from RefSeq and is a predicted model, not a curated record. The transcript is spliced from 12 exons. The coding region runs from base 567 to 4460 and encodes 1297 amino acids. Gene Ontology annotation, biological process: small GTPase-mediated signal transduction. Gene Ontology annotation, molecular function: GTPase activator activity. Gene Ontology annotation, cellular component: lamellipodium.
AUCUCAAACGCAGAAUAUUUUGAAAAUUUCAAAGGGGAAUUGGAUUAAAAAAUGAAAACCAGUGUUCAUGAGGGGGUUUUCCUCUCUUGAUGCUUGUGUGUCUCAGCUACAGAGAAGCCAGUGAAAAGGGGAGACUGUGUGGAAUGAAGGAAAAGAGGAGGAGAUAAAAAAGGAGCAGAGAGAGAGACUGGCUGGGGGUAAAAAAACAACAGGAAACCGGCCAAUUCUAAUGCUGUUUCUGCAAAUCCUUCAGAGAUAAAGCAGCGGACCGCCACGUCCGAGCAAACCGGCGCUUACACCAUGUCUUUUCUUUGGUCAGCUCCUGUAGCUGGAACAAUCUAAAGGACUUUAACUUUCGAGAGUGACGUCACUUCUGCUCUCAGCCUCCAACAGUGUGGUUAGGCAGAAUGUGAGCGGAUGCAGACUUUUGGGAGCUGUUUGCUGGGAUUUCUGUGUGGCUUCUUUCUGACCUGCAAUCUCAACCUUUUCUCGAGGUCAUAUGGAUCAGUCGCCGUGCUUUCAAGGAACCUUUUGUUUUACUCAUCUGGACCACUAACUGGAGCCACAUGAAGAAUAAAGGAACUAAGCUGAAGCCCAAAAAGAAAGGAAGUGAAAAUGCGUUCGGCUGUGACCUGAUAGAACAUCUCCAGAGUUCAGGACAAGAUGUUCCUCAGGUUCUGAAGAACUGCGCGGAGUUUAUUGAGAAACAUGGGAUUGUGGACGGGAUCUACAGACUGUCGGGGGUCACCUCAAACAUCCAACGUCUCAGGCAGGAAUUCAGUUCUGAGGCGUGCCCUGACCUUACAAAGGAAGUGUACCUCCAGGACAUCCACUGUGUGGGUUCCUUAUGUAAGCUGUACUUCAGGGAGCUUCCCAAUCCUCUGCUCACAUACGAGCUAUACAGCAAAUUCACUGAGGUUGUCUCAGUCCAAGGGGAUCAUGAGAGACUUUUAUACAUCCAAAAGGUCAUCAAAGAACUGCCGACUCCUCACUUCAGGACUCUGGAGUACCUGACUAAGCACUUGGCCCACCUCGCCACCUUAAGCACUCAGACGAACAUGCACACACGUAACCUGGCUCUGGUGUGGGCUCCAAAUCUGUUAAGAUCUAAAGACAUCGAGUCUUCAUCUGGUAACGGAGACAUGGCUUUCCAGGAGGUGCGGAUACAGCAGUCGGUGGUUGAGUUUAUUUUAAACCACACGGAGCAGAUCUUCAGUGGUGAUUCUGCACAAAUUAAACCCAAAGAAGGACCGAGCUUGAUGUGUGGAGAGAAGUAUGCGACACUUCCCAUCAGCGGUCAGUGCGGGCCGAUGAAACUGAUGAGCCUGGAAGAAGCUCAGGCUCGAUCCUUAAGUCCAAACCAUCCCGUGCAUAAAGAACGUCAGCGGGAGAACAGUCUGCCCGACACCAGCACUGCCACGCUCUAUCACACCGUCAUAGACAUAUCAGACAACAAGAGAAAGUUUUCUGGGAAAUCAAAGAAGUGGAAGUCAAUCUUCAACCUGGGAAGGUCUGUGGACUCAAAAGGAAAACUGAGCCGGAACGGGAGCGUGUUCAUCAGAGCACAGGGGAUAACAGAAAAGGCAGCUCUUCGUCCAUCCAGGAGCAUGGAGUCGUUGUGCUCCUUACCAACAGAUGAUGACAGAACAGGAAGCAAUAGUCCAGCUGGUGGACCAGGAAGUAUUUUCAUUCCAGAUGUAAAAUCCAGAACGCUGGGAUCCGACUCGCUCUACGACCUGAGCGAACACGACCAAAACUGGGAGUUUAAAGGGAAGAAGGCUGGUGGGGCAACAGGUGGCUGGAGCGCUAGUGUGAACCAGAAGGGGUCACCUGGUGCUUCAGCGCCUCCUCAGAAAUCCCUACCUGAGCAGCUUAAGGUGUUCAAAGGUGAUGACGGCGGCGGCUACAAGCCCACCUCUCCGAAAAACAGGAGGAUGUUGUACUCAGGCAACAACAAUAGCUCCUCCCGGCCCUCCUUUCCAGGAAGCUUCUUCCCCCUGGAGUCCUCGCCGAGGCAUCAGCGCCGGGCCGUCAACAUAUCUGAACCUUUUGCUGUGUCCGUACCUCUGCGCGUGUCGGCUGUUAUCAGCUCCAACAGCACGCCGUGCAGGGGGCUCACCAAAGACAAAGCAGCAACACUGAAACCCUGCAAGGAGACCUCGGAGCACAGCAGCAACAGUGGAAAAAGCAACACUUUCCCCCUACUGGAACCAAAGAAGCAGGAAGGAGCAGAGAAGAAAAACAGUGAGGAGCUGACCUUUAGAGUAUCACCACAGGAUACAAAAAAGGAGGUGAUGCAAGAAGGUAAAGCAGGGAGGAAUAUUUCUGAACUGGAACCGCCAUCUCUCGCCAACGCAAGAGAAGGCAAAGAUGCAGCGCCAUCUUCUGGGAAAGAACCGCACAACCAGCCCACAGAUACACAACUGGACAAAGGAUCUUCUACUGGGAAAGAGCUGUGGUCUGACCUCCACCAAGAGCUGAAGAUAACUGAACCUGAAAUCGACCUGCUGCAUGAGACGUUCAAACCAGUUUUUGUCUCAGCGAGCGAGAACACGAAGUUAACGAUGGACGUGAAGUCGAAGCGAAGCCGCAGCUCUCCGUCUCUGUCUUUGCUGUGCAGGGAGCAGUCUUCAAACACCUCUCUGGGCGAUCACGUAACCGCCACUGGAUCCAACGCUGCGAAGAAACAGCCCUCAGAGUCGGACAUCUUGCUUUCUCUUCGCAAAACCGUCGACGUGAUUUCUGGCAGAAAGACAGAAAACGUCCGACCUGCUGACGUAGAGGAUGAGAAAGAGAAGCAACUGCAAAAAGAAGCCGCGCCCUUAAAGAAAGAUGAUCAAGUUUACACUAAGCAACUUCCUGUAAAAGAAACCAGCUCAGAUCAAGCAACAAAUCCUCUGACAAUAGAGGACGUUCCAGUGGUCGCAAGCUUCUCAGGUGCUGAAAAUGUAGACAGGAAAUCUCAUGGGAUUCCUCAAGAGCAACCGAAAACCUCCUGUGACGGAGCGAAGAAAGGUGUGAAUCCCGAGGAGGUCAUUCAGAGGCUUUCAUUGUGUUUGAAGGAGAGACGUAACACCUUGGAGCUGCCGAACCUCGACGAAGAUGAAGGAUGUGGAGGAAACUCUGAGGAGCUGGACUUGGUGGAGCCCUGGGAGGAUCUUAGCUCCACCAAGCAGUGGGUCACCAGCCCUCUGCACUCCCCUGACGUGGAGGAGCUCUUCAACCAGCUGUCACCCUUCAGCCCACACGGGGAAGCUCUGAGCUCAGAGGCGGGAAAGAUUUCAUCUCCUCCAGCUGAUAACAACAAACAAUCCCUCUCUAAGAGCACUGAUCGCUUCUCAGGAAACUUUCCCACCAGCAGCAAACCAGACGCUAAAUGGACGUAUUUGCCGUCAGUACCCACACGGAUGAGUGUGAACAGCAACAACCCGACACAACCUCAGACAGGGAAAUGCAGCACAACCAAACAGAAGAACACAGUCUCAUCUCAGAGGUUUAGCCGACAAAUGUCUUGUGAGGCAGCUGUUUCGGAGAGAAGGGAGGAAAACUGCUUCUCUAAGCACAGGCCCUUCUCUCUGAACUUAGACAUGGGGCACCGAUACAUCAGAGACAUUUCCAAUCAGCAAAACCGUAAUUCGUCCGAGUUUUCUCCUUGUCAGAGACAAGCCUCGUCUGGACCCGUAAACAACGGGCUGCCCUCGGAGCUGGAGCUGUUUCUGAACGACCGGCAGGCGCCCCUUCGCCGAAAUUCUGCCCCCGUCAGCGUGUCGUCCGUGAGGACGGCCUUCAUGAUUAAAACGUGCCAGGCCAAAGCUGUGCCCGUCAUCCCUCCCAAGGUGCAGUACAGCCAGAUCCCUCACUCCAGACAUGAGAAUGACUUCGACGCAGUGAAGGAGCAAGAAAAGGAAUAUCCUAAAAUGAUUGCAGAGAAAAGUAACUCUGCGCCUCCUCCGAUGAUGUCAGAUCUGAAGGAGGAGCUGGAGAAUAAAGAGCCAGGCCCCAAACACCAAAAACACCCAAAUGUUGAAAAACCUGCUGAGUCAGGGAAGACCACAUCCACCCCAGAGCUGCCCGUCAUAACCAGGAGACACGCACCCAGUCUGGAGGUGUUUGUUGAUUGUCCCAGACCCAGCAGAGGGAAUCUCCUCCAAAGACCCUCCUUCAGGAACAGACAGAGGCCUCAGAGUCUGAUCCUGCUCAGCCCUCCUUUUCCCAUCAUGGACUAUCCACCGUCGGGGGACGACGGGAAACUCCUCAAGAGCCUGAACGACACGUCAGCAGUGAAUGUCUUUUCUAAAGAAAUGGCGGAGAAUUUCAGGACGCCGGAGGGGAUCAGCCUUCAAAAUAAAAUGACUAUUCCAAAAAGCGGGCAGAGACUGGAAACCUCAACCAGCUGCUUCUACCAGCCGCAGAGACGCUCCAUGAUAUUUGACAGCAGGAGCCACAGACAGAUAGAGUGACCGGAGGUGCACUCAGACCGGGUGUAUGUAAAUAGAUGCAUAAGGAAUCGGUGGAAACUGAGAGGAAGACGAUGUGAUGACCUGUUGUAAAUCAGUGGAUUUUUGUUUGCAGUGAUUCACACAUUCCUACAAAGAUGAAGUAUUGGUUCAGAUAAAAAGGCUGAUUAAAACAGGAGGUUUCUGAGAAAGAGGAAGAGGAAGCCAUGACGUGUGAGAGACUGAGGUCUGGGCUGCAACUAAGAAUAGUUUCGUUAUUCAUAAGUCUGCUUGUUUUUUUCUCAUUUAGUCGAUUGAACGUUUGGUCUAUAAAUUAUCAGAAAAUACCGUUAGUUUGCUGUCAGUCGACUUCUUGUUUCGACUCUACUGGGAUCCAUGUAGGAAAUGUUUUUAAUCGUGACUUGCGAAUGACGUUUAGUUUCAUUUUAGGGUUAAGUUACAACGUUGUGAGUCAAGCUUGUUCUGAAUGGGAUUGGGAUGUGGGGAGUUUGGCGGCCUUGUUCGUGGUACAUGGCAGAGUAACACCCACAUGACCGCCAGGGUUCCCAGCAGAACACUGCAUCGUAAAUGAGGUGAUUUACUUCACCUGUCAGUGGUUUUAAAGUUGUGGAUAAGAAUGAACGAUUUCUACCUUCUCACACAGAUAGUGUGUGGUGCUACACAGUCGCAGUAUAUCACUGCCAGAUCUUCUCACAAGAUUUAGAAUACAGCGUCUGCCAAAAACUGUGAAGCUCACAUCUGUUAACUAACAAAUUUGGAGCUGGGAAGCAUUUGUUGUGGAGGAAACACUGCCAGACUUUAUACUAAGUAUUUAGAGAGAGAUGGAGCCUGAAAGUUCGUUUUUCACCUUGGAAACAGAAAAAAAACAGUCGUAACUCAGUUCACUUCGGGUCCAGUAAUUAUCUUUAACAAGAGGUUUCAUCCAGUGGUGGAAGACGUCCCAGCUUUACUCGUGUAGAAGUUACACUGUUUAAAAAAACCCCAAAUGUGUUCUAUUUAAAAUGAACCAUCCCUUAAAAUCCUGCUAAAAUUAAAAGUAUUAUCAGCAAAAUAUAUUACAAUUAUUUAUUUUGCUAUAAACUAUCCCUGUGAGCUGUGUUUUAUGGAAUAUGACAAUAUUAGGUUGUUCAUAUUGAUGCAACAAAGUGGAAGUAAACUAGUUUAGUCCAGUGGGAGACAUGUUGGCUACAUCUGAGGGGUCAGAGAUGAUAAAUGAGGAAAGAAUGAAGAGCAAAGAAGUUUUAUUGUAGAAAGUGGCAUCCAUAUUUGGGACUUAAAAUAUAACUGGUUUAGAUGUAGUGAAGCAAAGAGUGCAGUUCUUCCAUCUGAAAUGUGGUGGAGGAGAACAGUAAGGACGUAAAAUGGGGGGAAAAGAGUUACAAUUUUAGAGAAGUACAGUUAUUGAGUCGAUCAUCGUUCCCAUCAGCAGUUUUAAUCACAUCUCACGUGUUUUCCUCUGUGGGUGGAUGUUACUCAGUUGUCCAGGAGAAAAUUCAGGAGAACAGGAACCUGUAGUUUAGGUAGAAAUGUAAGAUUUAAGACUAAACCUUUUAUGUAUUGUUUGUCAAAUUCAGGAACAUUUGUUUUAUAUCGUUUACUAGAGCCUGUGAACUAAUGAACUAUUCCAGGUUUCCUUAAACCAAAAAAAAGAGUUCAUCAGGCUACGUGAAAAUGCUUGUGUCAAAUCAGGAGGCUCUACAGUAUUUAGAUGGAUUCUGCUGCAGCUCACAUCUACUUCUAGAAAAAUCCAAUUAUAGUCAUUGUAGACAAACAAACCAGUCAUAGUGUCAGAGUAGGAAUUGUUCAUAUUUUCAUGUCUGAGCUGAAUUCAUCCUCAAGGACUCUGAAUAUCUGAAAUGUACAGUAAAGGUUAGCAAAAAUGAAAGUGUUAAACUGAAGAACUGACAACUGAACUGUCAAACAACCAUGAAUCUGAGUUUAUUUAUUCCUUUAUUAACGUACACGUGCUAUAAAGUAAACUUGAUACUUACACUAUAUACUGUAUGUAGCGACCGGCUCUGUGAUAAGCUGACGUCAAUGUGACUUUUUUUUAAAAAAAACAACAACUAAUAUUUAAAAGAACAAUUUCUAUUUCUGAUUUAAAUACAUCAGAAGCUCAAUUAAUAGUAUUUAGCCACAGAAGGACUUUAAUUCAUACAUAUCUUGAUUUUCUGUAAUUGCUUUGGACUUUAUUGCAGGUUUUGUUGGUGCUGUUGUUUUCUUUUUCUUUUUUUGGACAAUCUUGGAAAAACAGCAUUUGAUGAUAUCAGAAGUGGAAUUCUGGAGCUGCUCAUCAGACAGUGAACUGAAGGUUGGACUUUGUGCGUGUCGACUGUAUUCAAUGCGUUUGGACGUUGAUGGUGCCUUGAAAUCUCCAGAUUUUUCCUCACUUUUCUUCUCAUUUGGAUCUGAUGUAGUUUCCUUGGAUGCCAUUUUUUGGGGGGUGAACACCAUAAACGCAACAGUUUGGAUGCUACAUUGUAUUUAAGAUAACUUGGAUGUUAUUGAAGUCACAGUGAUUUUAUACUGUUUGGAUGGACUGGCUGAAUGACUACAGUGUUAUUUGCAAAAAAAAAAAAAAAAGAAAGUUUGGAUGUUAACAGAGAUUGAAGUGUUUUUAUUUGUUUUGUAACUCCUGUAUGUUUGUUGAUACUGAAACUGACUGACUGAACCGUGUGUAUUCAUAGGAAAAACACCUGAACUGAGAAUUCUGAGGUGAGAGUUUGGCUUGAAUUAUCGGAUGGUGGCACCUGAAGUAAUGUACAUAAGACGCUUGAUGAGUUUUGUUACAACAAAAAGUUAUGGGAAUAAAUAAGUUCUAAAAAUCACAUGAA